Molecule: messenger RNA, 363 nt
Organism: Rhizopus microsporus ATCC 52813
Lineage: Eukaryota; Fungi; Mucoromycota; Mucoromycetes; Mucorales; Rhizopodaceae
Exons: 1
Coding region: 1-363 (120 amino acids)
Source: RefSeq, a predicted model, not a curated record
AUGUCGUUUAAUCAAGAGAUUCAGAGAUUAGAACUACAAAUCAAGGAAAUCAAACAAGAGAUUCAACAAGAGGGAGACAACGUCAAGGAGAAAACAGAACAAUUGAAUGAUUUACAUAAAGAAAGACAAGAAAAAGAAAACCUAUUAAACCUUGAAAAAAAGGUUCAAGAAAUGUUUGAUGAACUAUAUCAAAAAGCAGAAAGAAGGAUGAACUUGGUUGAAGAAUUGGAAAGUAAAGGGCUUUUGGAUGAAUCUAAUAGACAAGAUAUAGUGACAGAACUCAUAAAGAGCAAGGAUGAUAAGAUCGCAUCUCUCAAUAAGCAAAUAGAAGACAAACAAAGAGAUCUCCAAAGAUUAAAAUAA